Plectropomus leopardus (leopard coralgrouper) is the source of this 8263-nucleotide messenger RNA. RefSeq names its product prospero homeobox protein 1-like. Lineage: Eukaryota; Metazoa; Chordata; Actinopteri; Perciformes; Serranidae. Gene Ontology annotation, molecular function: RNA polymerase II cis-regulatory region sequence-specific DNA binding; DNA-binding transcription factor activity, RNA polymerase II-specific. Gene Ontology annotation, cellular component: nucleus. The record is from RefSeq and is a predicted model, not a curated record. Gene Ontology annotation, biological process: regulation of transcription by RNA polymerase II.
UUGCGGCAAUGUUAAUGCGCUUUAAUAGUCUCUCAUAAACAUAAUCGAAACAUGCAUUAACACAAGCGCUGAAAAGUGGUUUGGAUUCCUAAGUAGUUAAUUUUGACUUUAACUGUCACAAGGAAAACUCUAAAAAAAAUAAAAAAUAAAAAAAAACAUUUGGAUUUAAACAGUAUCAACUUUAACAAUUAGGUUAAUUCUGCAUUCAUCUUAGAAAUGUUUUUUCUUCAAUGACAUAAAUAAAUAUGUAAAAGGCAUGGAUAAUCUCAUAGUUGCCAAAUAAAUCAACAUUUCAAUUCUCAUUCUGAUUUUCCCCCCACUUUUUUUUUUAAAACUUAAGCAUUUAUUAUAAAUACGUUCUCAUUUAAGACUUUAAUCUGAGAAUAAAUACGGUAAUAAGAUGUGGACUAUGUGUUUUAUUGCGGUUUAUAGUGUAAUGUCAGAGUGCGUAACGAUUCUUACUCGCGCAGUCGGUGAUUUGCGAAGAAAGAGAUUAGUAAGAGUGGUAUUUCCUUUUUUCUCCCUCUCUCCCUCUCUCUCUCUCUCUCCCUCUCUCUCUCUCUCUUUAGUUGCAUGCUCAAGUCCCUUUCUCUGGUCAAGUUCAGUGCGUUGUUCUCCGGACCGGACGGACGCUUCUUAUUGGUAGGUUGCGACAGUUACAUCACGGCGCUCAUGACGCGCACGUCUUCCUGUUUCCUUCAGCCGCGUCUUAAAGUGAAUCUUUAGUGGCGGAGGAGCGCUCCAGCAUCCAGUCCUCUGCAUCCAGUGCGCCUCGGAGACGCACACACGCUGUCUCUCUCUCUCUCUUUUUCUCUCUCUCUUGCACUCUCUCUAUGUCUCUCACUCUUUCGGUCACAGCAGAGGAUAGAGGGAGAGACCGACGCGCAAGAGCUCUUUUCAUCUUCUAUAUUUUUCCAAUUUUGUUGCUUUCGCCGGCGUCGCUGACUUUAUUCCAUCUCUUCCUCCUCUGAGAAACUGUUCUAUCCCAGCAUCCAGCAAAUCCUCCGAGCUCUGCCGUGUAUUCUUUCUUUUUUUGUUGCCGUAGGAGUUCAGGUUGUCCCCCUCUUCAUCUAAAGGGUACUCAGAGGCUUUGAUCCUAGAGGACUGGGUUUGCGGGAUAUGGCCCAAUAGCAGCAGCCCGUGAUGCCGGACCAUGACAGCGACUCCCUCCUGAACAGACAGACCAAACGAAGACGUGUGGACAUUGGUGUUAAGAGGACCGUGGGCAGCGCAGCCUCCUCCACAGCAGCAGCCACAACAACAACCACUGAUAACAUUGCCCGCGCCAAAGCAGCCAUUUUCAGUGCCAUGAACUCUCUGAGCUCCCACUCUCACCACGGAUCAGACACCGACUCCAUGGAGUGCUCUGUAGUGCAGCCACAUGGUGGGCCUGGCGUUGUGUCAGCCAGCGAUAGCGAGUCCAAGUCCAAUGUACUCCGAAAGCUACUGAAGAGGGCCAACUCAUACGAGGACACCAUGAUGCCCUUCCCUGGGACCACCAUUAUCUCCCAGCUUCUCAAGAAUAACAUGGCGAAAAAUGGUGGAGGACCUGAGAGGGGAGAAAGAGGGGACAGGGGUGACAGAGGGGAUGUCGGCUUCCCUGGAUCAGGGCUCUCCAAUGCAAGUUCAGAUGCACCCCAAGAGGAUGCCUGCAGUAACUCCUCCCAUGAUAGCACCCCUCAAGAGUGCUUGUCACCCUUUGGUCGCCCUCCCGGCCUCGCCACCUUUGACAUCGAACGCCUCAAUGAUGAACACCUGCGUGCCAAGCGAGCCCGCGUGGAGAACAUUAUACGUGGCAUGAGCCACUCGCCCAGCGUGGUGGUACCUGCUGCUUCCCGUCACGAGCGUGACCAUGACAUGGAUGGAGACCGAGAGAUGGAUCUAGACUGCCCACCCCCUCAGUCUCAGCAGCAGGCCCCCAGCAGCCCACGGGGAGGCGAGGUGUGCAGCAGUAGCAGCCGAGAGAACAAGCGUAAGCAGCGUCUGCCUCAGCAGCAGCAGCAGAGCUUCACCCAGCUGGUGUGCCAGAGGAAGGAACAGAAGCAGGAGGAGCGACGGCAACUGAAGCUGCAGCUGGAGGACAUGCAGAAACAGCUACGCCAGCUGCAGGAGAAGUUCUUUCAGAUCUAUGACUCGACCGACGACUCAGAACACAAUGACCUCCACAAUGACCUGCACAACGAUAUAGGAAACAUGUCUGAGGACAGCCCAGGGAGGUCUGACACCGGCGGUGAUGACCGGGGUGGAGACGAUUUGCGCUCUGACAAUGAGAUGUCUGACCUGGACCCUGGCCAUUUCUUGGACAGGGCGCGGGCAUUGCUUCAGGAACAGGCCAUGCUGGCAGACGGAGAGAAGCCAAGAAGAGAAGGGCUUAGCCGAAGCAAAGGACAAGGAGGUCCAGGCUCCUCCAUGCAUGCUGAAGGAAAACAGCUGGCAGAAACGCUGAAGCAGGAACUCAAUUCAGCCAUGACCCAGGUGGUGGACACAGUAGUUAAGGUGUUCGCCAAGCCUCCACGCCCCACACCCCAGCAGGCCUUUCCCUCGCUAUCCAUACCUCCUGAAAGAUUCCCCACUGCUGUCAACGGAGACAACCCCAACUUCCACACCGCCAACCAGAGGCUGCAGUGCUUUGGCGAUGUCAUCAUUCCUAAUCCAUUAGACUCCUUCGCCAGCAUGCCCGGGAUGCCAGGUCCCACCAACGACCAAACUGAGGCGAUACCUUUAGUAGUGAGGAAGACACCGAGUGAGCAUCACCACCACCAGUCCUCAGCCGUGGGUGCCCAUGGCGGACACCACCACCCCGUCCUUCACCCUUCCUCGCUCUCUGCCUCUAUGGGCUUCAGCCCGCCAUCAUUUAGACACCCCUUUCCAAUGCCUCUCAUGGGCUACCCUUUCCAGAGCCCCCUAAGUGGGCCCACAGGUGGCUACCCAGGCAAGGACCGUUCCUCUCCAGACUCUAUGGACCUGUCCCGGGAGACCACCAGCCUGAGGACCAAGAUGGCUUCAGGUCACCACCUGGGGCACCACCAUCGCUCUUGUUCACCAGCGCACACUGGCAGCACAGCAGAGGUACUGUCCCUGUCCCUCAUCAAGUCUGAGUGCAGUGACCUCCAAGACAUGGCCGACAUCUCACCUUACUCAGGCAGCAAUAUCCAAGAGGGUCUUUCCCCCAAUCAUCUGAAGAAGGCCAAGCUCAUGUUUUUCUACACCCGUUACCCAAGCUCUAAUAUGCUCAAGAUGUUCUUCUCUGAUGUCAAGUUUAACCGCUGCAUCACCUCCCAGCUGAUCAAGUGGUUCAGCAACUUCAGGGAGUUCUACUACAUCCAGAUGGAGAAGUUCGCCCGCCAGUCCAUUAACGACGGAGUCACUGGAGCAGAGGAGUUGGGUGUCAGCCGCGACAGCGAGCUCUUCCGAGCCCUCAACAUGCACUACAACAAGGCCAAUGACUUUGAGGUCCCUGAACGUUUCCUGGAGGUGGCCGAGAUCACACUGAGAGAGUUCUUCAACGCCAUUGUGGCCGGCAAAGAUGUGGACCCGUCCUGGAAGAAGGCCAUCUACAAGGUCAUCUGCAAACUGGACAGCGAGGUCCCUGAAAUCUUCAAGUCCCCUAACUGUCUCCAAGAGCUUCUACAUGAGUAAAUCUCUCCUCCUCCUCUUCCUCCUCCUCGCUCGACGCUUUGUGCUUUUUUUUAUUUUCUCUGAUUUCAUAGAAUUUCAAAAUAUUCUCUUUUUAUCGUUUUCUCCUUUCCCCAACUUUUCUUUUAAUUUCCUGUUUUGUUUUUAUUUUUGAAUGUAUGAAAGUUAUGAAGUAGCAUUCCCAAUCUGAAGCCUCUGUGGCAGUUCCUAAAUGACCUAGCUAUUGUGUUGUUGUUCUUAUAUGAUAAUUAUCACGACGGUUAUUAUUUGUUUUGUUUUUGUAUGAUUCUGAACUGAAGAGACUCUAAUCUUAUUGGGUUUUUUUUUUUUUUUUUUUUUUUUUUUUGGACGGUGUGAACCCUCAUCCGUUUGAUCAACACUAACAAAGUCCUCAGUGUGUGUGGAAGGAGUUCCCGAGUUCCCACUUAUAUACUAAAAACAUAGGCUGGGUUCCCUAAAGACUUUACUCAGGCACCCGGGGGUGUCCCCACAAUCCUGUGGGUGUCCAAAUGAACUGUCCCCACAAGGUGGGUGCCCAAUAGACUGUGCUACUGAAGAAGUCCCCAGCAGGACAGUGCACACAGAAACAAGGCCUAGUGAGGUUACUGACUGGACUCAGACUGGACUCAUGGUAGUGGUCUGUACUAACCUGUGGGACUUGGACUGGUUUCGAAUAGCUACUGAGCUCUACCAUGUUUUGAAGUGUGUUUUCCCUGCAAGUAGGGCAUUGUGUUUAUUGGGUGUACAUUAUUAUUUUGGUUAUUAUUAUUAUUGUUGUUGUUUAUGAUUAUUAUUAUUUGUCAUCACUGCUUGCUGAAGAUUGGCACUUCGAGAUUUGUUUGUCCCUUGAUGCCGUUGCAGAAAAAAAUAAAUUAUUGCUAUUAAUAUUAUUCUGAGAGUUUAGAUUCUGAAAUAUUUUUGCCCCUCAGUUUCCCAUCCUUCCUUUUUGUUUGUCCAUCUCUGAAGUGGACUUUGGUUUUGUUUAUUUUGUGUUUUUGAUGGUCUGGGGCAACUUGACCGGAAAGUGUUUUGAUGUAAUGGAGGGCCAUCAGAGAGGUCCUGUAGUGACUAGCCUAUCCUGCACAGGACCAGUCUGGCAAUAAUGCUGGAAAAGCUGCAGAAACACAUGAAGUAAAUGGUGAAGAAGUAUAGAAAUAUGCAGAAGAAGUGUGGCCUUUUUGGUGCGUGACCUGCUGUUUUUAAAUGGCUAAAUUUCUGUAGCCACUCCAGCUUUGAUAACUAAACUGCUCCCACUAAACAAGCCUUUUGUCCAGCUAUCAAAUAAAUCUUAUCUGCCUAAUUAUCUGUUCCGCAUUGGCGAAGAUACACAAUAAUAACUUUUUGUCUUUUUUGUACUGUUCACUAAAUAGCUCAUGUGUUAAAUGAAGUCAGCCUGGCUUUUAAGGUGUAAAUGACAUUGUGAAGUUAUUUCAAUAGCAGUUGAUACUUGAAUAUAUCAGAAUACUGUGGCAAUCUAAAGUACGAUGACGCUGAAACAAUAGGUAAUUGAAUACAUACGAAUAAAGCAUUGCAAAGAGGGAGAUAAUUCAAGGAGGGCAAACAGAGAGCUGAAACACAGGCGUUCAUUAAUUCUGCUACAAGAGGAACUUCCCCCACAAACAACACACACACACACACACACACACACACACACACACACACACACACACACACACACACACACACACAGCUCGUUCCCUCCAUGUUCACCUGCCUUUGAGUGAUCUAGCUCCUCUCUCAAUACAACAAUACGAGGUCGGAGGUGAGCGCUCACCCCUGGGGUAGAUGGAGAAGCUCUCAGCACUACAAAGAGCGGGGACAAAGGCACAGAGCGAGGAGCAACACGCACCUGAAACCCUCCGCUCUGUCCCUCCGUCCCAAACUGGCAGCUUUUAAGACCCAAAGUGUGAUUCUGCUGAAGCCACUGUGCCCGGUUUGUUAAACGCCAUUCCUUUCACUUUUAGAUUCUAAUCUUAGAUUUUCCACUUGAGUCGUACAUUUUAUCUGCCCUCUCAGGCUUUUAAGAAUUUUAAGAAGUGUUUGAUGAGGUAAGUUUGAAGCGAGCUCUCUAGAGUGCGUGCGAGCUCGCUGUUGAUCUCACCUUGGCGACAUUAUCUCGCGGUGUGUCUGUGUGUCACAAAAGAUCAAAAGGGGCAGGUUGCUUAACCUGCUGACUUGUCUAAGCGAGACAAAGCGGCUAACAAAAGGAGGCAGAGAAAGACGGAGAGCUACUCCCUUCAUUAUGUCCCCCAAACCCUGUCCUCCUCCUCCUCCUCCUCCUCCCCCGAACUGUGUUCUUCUUAAGAUCCGGGAGCCCUGAGAGAGCGAGCCGGACACAUUUCUCACUGAAAGAUGGGCUCGGCCCUACAUGUCUCAGAGUCUCAAAGCACCAGCCAAGGGCUCCAAAGCGCCACAAACAAAGGCGAAAGGAAAGGACACUUUUAUCUGAUGCACAGAUUAUUAUCGCUCCCCACCCUCCUCCCCUCCUUCCUGCAACCCCGCCCUAAAGUUAAAGAGUUCCUGCGCCUAAAAAGAUUAAUUCAGGAUAAUGAAGACUUAUGUGCAAAAAAAAAAAGGAUUAGCAAGACCUUAAUUCCACGUUGAAAAUAUUUUUGUCAGGUUUUCCUUUUCUGGGGUGAUUUUAAGGAUUAUUGAAAUACAUAUAUAGCCUUUUUUAAGAAUUGUAAAAGAUAAAUCUAUGGGAAAAAAUAUAUAAAGUAGUUCCUUGGGAGGUUAAAAACUGUUUCAUAAAAGAAAUCUUGAGGGUAUUUUUAGUGACGGCUUUGUUUAAAAUUGUAUUCUGGAUAAGUGAGUUGUUGGUAGAUUAGGAGCAAUAGUUUUAGUUUUUUUGGCAGGAUUUGUGACCAGUUUUUUUUUUUUUUUGGUUUCUUUUUGUAUCGUGCUGAAUGGCUGUCUUCUCAAGAUCAGAAAAAUAAGUCCGUUUUCAGAGUAUGAAAUAUUGUUACUGUAAAUACUGUCAGGACGAAACAAAGAAUAGCUGUACAGUUUUUCUAUUAUCACUCAGAGCGCUAGAGGAGGGUGGUUUAAAAAAAGAAGGUUGAUGGAAAAAAGAGAGAUGACCCUCUUUACUCUGUCCGACCGGACUCAUAACCACUCUUCAAAAAAAAAAAAAAACCCACAGAGGAGAGGUUUUUGUUGUGUUUUUUUCCCCUGCCAUGCCUUUAACGGGGGUCUGUUUCCCGUCGGCAGUGCCCUUGAAGUUGCACCAGCAUCUUUAAUUUUUUCGCUGACAGAACGACGCAUUAGGCUAGCGGUCGGGUAAUGAUGAUGUCAUGGAGCGGCCCGUUGGCAGCACCCGGUCUUGUCCGUAAACAAGGGCAGACUGCUGCCGACAUAGUUUUAGAUUUGACCCGGGAGAGAGACAGGAACUCAUUGUCAUCAGAGUGUCAUGGAGGGGGCACAUGUUGUACAGUUUAAAAAAGAGACUGGGAAAAAAAGCGAUUUAUACCCUUUUUUACCGGGUUCAAACAGUUGGGAAAAGUUUUUGUGGAAUUUCUGUACGCUUUGCAUUUUGUGUGUGUGUGUGUGUGUAGAUGUAUAUGAGUGUGUGUCUGUGUGAGAGAAAAGACCGAUUAUGAGAACCUGUGAACCACUGAGUGACACAAUUCUCAACACUGUGGCCCCUCCCCCACCCCUGGGAGUACCAUCCUGACAUGUAAAUUAUUCUCAUUAAGCGUUGGCAACGUGUGUUUGGUGUGUGUGUGUGUGUGUGUGUGUGUGUGUGUGUGUGUGUGUGUGUGUGUGUGUGUGUGUGUUGCGAUAAUUUCCUCUGAUCUGUUUUCUGACCUGUUUGAAAGGGGUUUUUGUUUCUCGAUGCUUUUCAGUAGUUAAUUCUUUUUUUAUUAUUAUUACAUUGCUCCUCUUUUUUUGUAAAUAUCAACGAUGUGGACAGUGAUAAAUACUGCCUUUGUGUAACUUAGCAAUAUGUUAUGUAAAUAGUGUUUUGUUGAUGCUUUUUGUAAGACAUUAUUAUUCGAUGCUAGUGCAGUAUAAUUCCAACUGGAACGGCCAUGUUUUCAAACACAGUCUGAAUAGUUACACACAGGUUGUAAAAUAAAACUCAUGACAUGGCUGCUUUUAUUUUCUGUUAUCGGUGUCUAAUUGUCUUGCAGAUUUUGUGUAAUUUAUUGGUUUAAUUUAUCCUAAUUUAUUUGAUGUUGUUUUCUUUUGUUUUUCAAACAGGGAAGGCUGUACUGCAUUUCAUUAAGUAGAACCAAUUUAAAAGAUUUUAAUCCUACCUAAAAUCGAAUUUAAAACAAUUAGUAUUCUAGCGUGCUCAUUCAAUAAAGAUAAAUGGAGAUCUUGGCAGCUAAAUGGAACUGGUCAGUUUUAAAGAGAAAAAAAAAGAGGUUGUUAUGUUUUGUUCCGGGACGGUGCCGAGGGUGGGCUAAAGAAAGCUGAGACUAGUUUGAAGCAGUUUUUGUAUUUUCUCUUGAGAUUUUUUCCCCUGUGUUGCUUUGGCCCAGCCCAAAAACAACCAGUAGUCAAAUUGCCUUUCGUGCCUUCACCCUCUAUGAACUGAAUGUAUGUGCAGUAUAUAUGCAAGCUUGUGCAAAAUGAAUAAAAAAUGGAAAUAAAAAUGAAAAAGAGAGUAGAAAGCAUGUGC